AUGCGGAGCGGAGUGAUGGCAUUGGAUUUACAGACAGAGCCAGAGCCAGUGCCAGUGCCAGUGCCAGUGCCAGUGCCAGUGCCAGUGCCAGUGCCAGUGCCAGUGCCAGUGCCAGUGCCAGUGCCAGUGCCAGUGCUAGUGCGCCCGCCUAAGUACCUAACCUCUAUUGACAUUGCCCUGACGAAUUUCGCCAUCUGCCGGCCGAACAUCAAAGCCACCAUGGAGGAUGAGCCAAGCCACGUCAAGAUUCAUUGGUACAUCUCCGUGGAAUGGACCAUGCAGGGAGUUGGAAUACGCAUGCCCGGAGAGAUUGAUGAAAGCGACUGCCACGUCUCUACAGAACUCUGCACGUUCCGGCCUCGAGAGAUGAAGCUUUACCAUUGA
Messenger RNA from Drepanopeziza brunnea f. sp. 'multigermtubi' MB_m1, 384 nucleotides. Lineage: Eukaryota; Fungi; Ascomycota; Leotiomycetes; Helotiales; Drepanopezizaceae. The record is from RefSeq and is a predicted model, not a curated record.